This is a messenger RNA of Entrophospora candida, 526 nucleotides long. NCBI's taxonomy places the organism in Eukaryota, Fungi, Glomeromycota, Glomeromycetes, Entrophosporales, Entrophosporaceae. The record is from the annotation of a GenBank genome assembly.
AUGACAGAACAUGGAAAAGUCAUUGCUGCUUAUUUUGCUGCUUGGUCAAUAUAUGCACGAAAAUUUUUUGUACAAGACAUAGACUACGAUAAACUUACUCAUAUACUGUAUGCAUUUGCAAAUAUUAAAAACGAUGGUGAAGUAUUUUUGGGUGAUCCAUGGUCUGACACUGAUAUUCAUUUUGAUGGUGAUUCAUGGAAUGACAAUGUAAAGAAUUUGUAUGGAAAUUUCAAACAAUUGUACCUGUUGAAGAGUAAGAAUAGACAUCUUAAAGUUAGUUUGUCAAUUGGUGGCUGGACUUGGUCCACUAAUUUUUCAGCCGUUGCUUCUUCUCAUAAUUCUAGAGAAAAAUUUGUUAAUUCUGCAAUCAAAUUAAUGAAUGAUUUGGUUGAUUGGGAAUAUCCGAAAAAUGAGGAAGAUGCCAAUAACUAUGUAAUAUUACUUAAGGAUCUCAGAGAAGCAUUAGACCAAUAUGCUAAAUCAAAACAUGAAAUUCAUCAUUAUCUCUUGACAACUGCUGUACCAU